Messenger RNA from Xyrauchen texanus (razorback sucker), 3905 nucleotides. RefSeq lists its product as uncharacterized. Gene Ontology annotation, molecular function: oxidoreductase activity, acting on metal ions. The coding region runs from base 87 to 770 and encodes 227 amino acids. The transcript is spliced from 5 exons. NCBI's taxonomy places the organism in Eukaryota, Metazoa, Chordata, Actinopteri, Cypriniformes, Catostomidae. The record is from RefSeq and is a predicted model, not a curated record.
UGCAGAGGAGUGGCAGUGUUCUGUUGCUAUGAAUCAUCCAAUUUUCAAGCCACUGUGACUCAGCAACAUUGCCUUUCAAAAGUCGAAUGUCCAGCACAGGACCUUGUGUGUUUAAAUUACUCUGUACUGAUUGUCCGACUGAAAAUAAGCUGUUAAAGAUGCCCAUUAUAGGAAUGAUGGAUUCUGUGCUUUUAGGGUUUGUUCUACUACAGGUUUUACACUGUGCUGUGUGCUUUCCAAAUGGAGCACCAACUUCAGCAUGUGUGGACAUGAUUCCGAGACAUGGAGGGGUAGAACCACAGCCAAGCCCUGCUCCUUACAUAAUACAGCCCAGCAGCAGCACCUUUCAGACGGGCAACCCUGUCACAGUUGUAAUCAAAGGACCAGACUAUCGUGGUGUGCUCUUGGAGGCUCGAUCUGGAUCAGACACAAAUGCAAUAGGAUCCUGGCAAACACCUCCAGCCAACACAAAGUUCUUAGAGUGUGCAGGAAACCAGCAAGGUGCCAUCACCCAUGCCAACACCAACGUUAAAGACAACUCCACCAUUUAUACCUGGAUUCCACCAGCUACAGCCAAAACCGUCUUCUUUAUGGUCACUGUAGCCCAGCAGCGCACUGUGUUUUGGCUAAAUGUGAAGUCAUCGAAUCUGACCCCAAGUGGUGGAGGAGGAACAUUGCUUGAUGUAAACAAUAGUGCUGAAAAGGCCACACCUGCCGUGCUGCUACUACUUAUUGUCCUGCUGGCAAAUGUUCAUUAUUUAGUUGAAUGAGGAUCCAGGUCUUCUUGUUAAGGAAGAUCCAGACUGAAUAAUGUAUGCCAGCUCAGUUAGUCAAUAUAAAGUAUUUAGUCAGCAUUAUAUUAAGACACAGUCUUUAAUCAACUCUGCCUCCUUUUAAUUCCUUUUUAAUCAUGAAAAAGAAACAGAAUUAACCUGUACUACAAUUUCCUUUGUGAUUUGGAUUUGAAUUCACUACUCUAAUUUCCUAAAUAAAAAUGUUAUCACAACCAAAUGUGAAAUAGUGUUGGAUUCGAGUCCACCUUAGUCGAGUCUGAGUCUUUAAACAAUCGAGUCCAAAUCAAAAAGGGGCUGAGUCUCAAAUUAUUACAUACAAAUGAGUCAACAUAGUAGUAAUUAGCGCUUGCUGAAAAGAUCUGACUGCAAAUGCUACAUCCUAAAACACUGGAGAAGCCCACUGAUAAUAUUAGGGCCAUUUAACAUGGACAGGAUUUUCUAGUUAAUUGGCGGGAAACCUCACAAUGCAGUGCAGUUCUACGUGCUGCUCAUGUAGCUACCUAAAUCCCCGAUGAGUCCAUGUGCGUCUCGCAGCAGCUGACCGCAGAAGAUGAAAAUAAAAUAAUAAUUGAUAUUUGUUUGAGCGGCAGCCGUGUUGGUCAGCAAUCAGUCUGAAAUCUUUACAUGCCAACCAAACAAAAUUUAAUUGAGCUCUUCUUUAACCACGAAUUUUGAGUCUGAAUUUUAUAGAAUUGUCCUUCAGAAGCAUCAGAGAUGUAUGCUACCCGGUGGUUUAAAAUAAUAAUUAAAAAAACAAACAUUUUAAAUAAAAACGGCAUAACCAACUAAAUUCAUCUCGUAACAUGAAGUUCAGCAUCAUUCACAAACUCUGUCAUCAAAUAAUACAUUUAUUUUAUAGCCUAAUUCAAUUAUAAACAAAACAAUUCACUGCCCUAAAUAUCCUAAUAUUUUAUUGUGCAUGUUUGAAUGUUGGACAAAUGCUGUAAAAGAAUGUAUUUUAAGCAACUCGUCAAUUCUUUGAAAAUGGUCAAUCAAUAAUAAAUAAGUGCCAAUUAUACAGUUAAUUCAUCAAACUAUUAGGUCUGCGUGAACCACAAGAGACUACAGAACCUACAUGUGUAGAUGCAUUAUGCCUAAAAAGACUUAAUAUCCAAUAAUAAUACUAUUUUUAUGUACUUUUAUUUUGAUAUGCUGUUUUUAGUAUAACUAGUAACUGAGAGACAUGAUGUGGAUUACGUUUUUAACCACGUUGAAACUGCAAUGCGAGCACUGUCUUGGCUGCACAAACACCACACACAAUUUUACCAGUUGUCAAGUCCUGGUUUGUGUAAAACUGCCUUGUUUAAUUUCUAUUUUCAUUGGAUACUUACCUCUUUAUGUUUUCGUCGUGCCAGCCACAGUUAUACGGUAGUCUCUGUAGUAUCAUUCAAGCGUAUUGGCUGACUGAUGAGUACACCUGUGCACAUGCGGAUGUGUGUGUGCAUGUGUUUGCUUAAACACAACUCUGGCUACAUCUACGCCUUCAGGGGCUGAUACAGCUGCAUGCAGACAGAGAUGUGUUCAUUAAUUUCUGUUUUGUUAUUUAUUUAUUUGAUUAGACCACAUCUUUCUUUCUCAGUUUCUGAAACGUAUUUACAUGCUAUUGUGUUCUCAACAUUGUCCUACUGUCUUCCAAUCUGGUUUCUUACCACUAAGGACAUUACGGAACCUAUAGCACGACUGUAUUACAGAGCACUUAAGAUCCACAGUAAUCUCCCAAAAUGGUCUCAUCAUUGCAGUGCACUCACACGCACAAAUGCUUUGACUUAUCAGAACUUUGUAAACAGCCAUGCUCUUGCUUUUUAUUUUCGUAUUCAAAAUAGCUCUUCACCUGCACUUACAGGUCUUCUCCCGACACAAACUUCGAGACCACUACGCCUUACUCGGUCAGUCUCGCAGGCACUCAUUCCAGUUCCACAGUACAAAAAUAACUAUGGUCAGAAAUCGUUUUUCUAUACUUACACUAAAAUUUGGAAUGACAUUCCUUAUCAUAUUCGAACAUUAUCGUCCUUCACAUAUUUCAAAAAGUCAUAUAAACAGUUUCUUCUUACUAGUCAAACUUGUACACAUUGAUUGCUCAUGUACUGUUUUUAGUCUUGUUUUUCCGUAUUUUAUGUUUUGUUUAUAUCUAUCUAGUCAAUAACAAUGUCUUGUAUAAAUGUGCUGAAAUUCUGUUUAUUGUUUUAUGUUGCUGCAGAACAGGAACCUGCUGUAAACCAGUUUUUAAACUGAGCCAGGCCCGUUUUACUGUAACUAUACUGUUGCUGUUGAAUUUUCCUGUAUAAUGAAUGAAAUGAAUGAAUGAAUGAAUUGCUUCACAAAUGGCAUGAACUCUCAAAGGCUCGAGUCCGAGUCAAGUCUGAGUCCAAACUCGAGUACCCCAACUCUAAUGUGCAGUGUAUACAAUGCAAUCCAGUUUGAGUCCCUCAGAGUACAAAAGUGUAUGUGGUGGAGCUAUGGAGUGGCCAGGUGUUUCCGGGCCACCCCACUCGAAAUUGCUGUUUUAGUAAUUUGUUUUGGCACACUUUACUUUUUUAGAGGUGAAUAAAUCCCAAACAUGCCAAACAUGUUGAGUGGUCCAAACAUCAUCUGCAGCCUGAAACUGAACAUUUGGUAAAAUGUUAGGAGAUCAGCAUAGGAAAGCUAUAGAAUGCUCCCUUGCUUCUUGUUUAGUGAAUUUCUUAACCUCCAGUGUGCUGUCUGUCUGCACUGUUCUCAGAACAGUUCAAAAUGCAUCUUAUUUUCAUCCUAACUCCAUAUAAAGCCUCUGAAAGCAACAUUUUUCAGAUUUUGGAUGAAUACAUUUAUUCUCAAUGUGAAAAUGCAGUUGAGUAAAUGAGUAAAUAUAUAUAGGAAUGCAUUUAUUUACUAAUCUUAUUGUACAGUGAUAACAAACAAAAAUAUAAAACAUUUUAGAUUAAAAUGACGUGAAAUGACCUACACAUUUGUUACUGUGAAAAGUUAUUGAUAAUAUCGAACAUGUUUUUGGAACAUCUGCCAGAAAUCCACUCCACAGUACUCAUCAUUCAUGUUAACCUUCAGGUACUUCAAGUUUAUCAGCACGCCAAAGUGCAAAAAAUUUAUGGAAUAUUGAAUGCAGCAUUUAAAAAA